AUGGCAGAGACUUUUGCUUUCCAAGCCGAGAUCAACCAAUUGCUCUCCCUAAUCAUCAACACUUUCUACAGCAACAAAGAGAUCUUCCUUCGUGAACUCAUCAGCAACUCCUCCGAUGCUUUGGACAAGAUUAGGUCUGGUACCAAGGAAUUCAUGGAGGCGUUGGCUGCUGGAGCUGAUGUUAGCAUGAUUGGCAGUUUGGUGUUGGUUUCUACUCGGCUUACCUUGUUGCUGAUAAGGGGAACGAAGAUGACUCUUUACCUCAAGGAAGACCAGUUGGAGUACCUUGAGGAGAGGAGGCUUAAGGAUUUGGUCAAGAAGCACUCUGAGUUCAUCAGCUACCCUAUCUCUCUCUGGACUGAGAAGACCAUUGAGAAGGAGAUUUCUGAUGAUGAAGACGAGGAAGAGAAGAAGGAUGAGGAAGGCAAGGUCGAGGAGGUAGAAGGAGAAGGAGAAGAGGAGAAGAAGAAGAAGAUCAAGGAGGUUUCUCACGAGUGGGAUUUGGUGAACAAGCAGAAGCCUAUCUGGAUGAGGAAAGCCAGAGGAGAUCAACAAGGAGGAGACAGCUCGAGUUCAAGGCUAUCCUCUUUCGUUCCCAAGAGAGCUCCUUUCGAUCUCUUUGACACCAAGAAGAAGCCAACAACAUUAAGCUCUACAGAGACUUUGCAGCAGAACAAGAUCCUCAAGGUCAUCCGCAAGAACCUUGUGAAGAAGUGCCUUGAGCUCUUCUUUGAGAUUGCUGAGAACAAGGAGGACUACAACAAGUUCUACGAGGCAUUCUCCAAGAAUCUGAAGCUCGGUAUCCACGAGGACUCUCAGAACAGAACCAAGAUCGCUGAGUUGCUCCGUUACCACUCAACCAAGAGCGGUGAUGAAUUGACCAGCCUCAAGGACUACGUGACGAGGAUGAAGGAAGGUCAGGAGGACAUCUUCUACAUCACCGGUGAGAGCAAGAAGGCUGUGGAGAACUCUCCAUUCCUCGAGAAGCUCAAGAAGAAGGGGUACGAAGUUCUUUACAUGGUUGAUGCCAUUGACGAGUACGCCAUUGGUCAGCUCAAGGAGUUUGAGGGAAAGAAGCUCGUCUCUGCAACAAGGAAGACAAGGUCGAGAAGGUUAUCGUCUCUGACCGUGUUGUGGACUCACCUUGCUGUCUUGUCACCGGCGAGUACGGCUGGACCGCAACAUGGAGAGGAUCAUGAAAGCUCAGGCUUUGAGAGACAGCAGCAUGGGUGGUACAUGUCGAGCAAGAAGACGAUGGAGAUCAACCCAGAGAACUCGAUCAUGGACGAGCUGAGGAAGAGAGCUGAAGCGGACAAGAACGACAAGUCCGUGAAGGAUCUGUUCUUCUUCUCUUUGAGACUGCUCUUCUCACUUCUGGUUUCAGCCUCGACGAGCCCAACACUUUCGGGAGCAGAAUCCACAGGAUGUUGA
Molecule: messenger RNA, 1431 nt
Organism: Microthlaspi erraticum
Lineage: Eukaryota; Viridiplantae; Streptophyta; Magnoliopsida; Brassicales; Brassicaceae
Source: the annotation of a GenBank genome assembly